Oldenlandia corymbosa var. corymbosa is the source of this 771-nucleotide messenger RNA. NCBI's taxonomy places the organism in Eukaryota, Viridiplantae, Streptophyta, Magnoliopsida, Gentianales, Rubiaceae. The record is from the annotation of a GenBank genome assembly.
AUGAUGAUGCGAAGUGGCCAUUACUUGAAUAAUGAAGAUGACUUCUUUUAUGAUUCAAUAGUCAAAGGUUACUACAAUAACCAUAUGAAGACAGUUCUCACCAGAGUCAACUCCUUCACUGGGAUUGCGUACAAGGAUGAACCAGCCAUAUUUUCAUGGGAGCUCAUGAAUGAACCUCAAUGCCAAUCUGAUCUUUCUGGAAAAUCUAUUAAGAGUUGGGUCUCUGAAAUGGCAGCUUAUGUCAUGUCCAUCGAUAGAAAUCAUCUCCUGGAGGUUGGGUUGGAAGGAUAUUAUGGCAAAUCGACGCCGGAGAAACAAGUUGUGAAUCUUAGUUACGAAGUUGGAACUGGCUUCAUUGCCAAUAACAGUAUGUUAGCAUCCCACAUGUUGAUUUUACCACCAUUCAUAUCUUUCCCAAUCAAUGAUGAGACGACUGAAGCUCUGUUUGGGGAAAGAUGGAUCAAAUCUCAUAUGGAGGAUUCCGCAUCUGUGCUAGGAAAGCUGCUCAUGCUAACUGAAUUCGGCAAAUCGUCACGAUCACCAGGGUACCAAGUUGCCGUAAGUGAUGCAUACUUCUCGAAUAUAUAUGAUACCCUUUAUUCUUCUUGCGCGAGUUCCUCAGAUGGCGUAUGCGGAGCCGGAGGAGCUUGCUUUUGGCAGGUAAUGGCUCCAGGAAUGGAAGAUUGGGGCGACGGAUAUGAAGUUUUCUUAGAACAAAGCCCUUCCACCAUGGCCGUCGUCGUCAAACAAUCCCGCAGACUCUCUCUCUGA